AUGGCGCUUUCCGGAUAUGCACAGUGCGCAUGUCAAAAUAGCUGAAGUCGAAACAUGCGAAGACGCUAACGCUGUUCAUGGUUUUUGUUUCCAUCGAAGGAGAGGCGUGGUUCACACAACAAAAUGAGCUUCAGAGAUCUCAGAAAUUUUACAGAGAUGAUGAGGGCUCUAGGAUACCCUCGACUUAUUUCUAUGGAAAAUUUUCGAACUCCCAACUUUCCACUGGUUGCAGAAAUUCUCAGGUGGCUUGUGAAAAGGUAUGAGCCUACUGCAGAGAUGCAUCCAGACAUUGAUACAGAGCAAGACCGAGUCAUCUUUAUCAAAUCUGUGGCUGAGUUCAUGGCUACCAAAGCUCAUAUCAAAAUGAACACCAAACGUCUCUAUAGCGCAGAUGGCUAUUCUGUCAAAGAAAUGUUAAAAGUUACCUCUGUGUUGUAUGGUGCCACCAAACCAGAUGUUGCUGGAGAACUGGAAACUUCCGACAGCUCCUCAGAAAUCUCCUUUGACAUUUCGUCAAAGAUUAAUGAUCUGAAAGAUGCACGGCGACUAGCCUCAGAGAUCACAGUAAAAGGAGCACAGCUUUAUGACAUGUUGGGCAAAGAAGUUGAUCUGAGGGAAUUGCGAACAAUAGCAGUGGCACGGUCGCUGGAGCUGACUGAAGUAGAAGGAAGCAUGCAGGCCUCAAUCAAGGCAGUCCAACAAGAGAUUCAGAAGACUCUGACCAUGUUGGAUAAUGUUGCAUCAGAUGAAGCAAACCUUGAGGCAAAAAUAGAAAAACGGAAAUCAGAGCUGGAGCGCAACAAUAAGCGACUGCAAACCUUGCAAAGUGUGAGGCCUGCUUAUAUGGACGAGUAUGAAAGACUGGAAGAAGAUCUUCAAAAAUUGUAUGAUUCUUAUGUAAUGAAAUUCCGGAACUUAGCAUAUCUAGAACAGCAACUUGAUGAACAUAACCGUGUGGAACAUGACAAGUUGGAGGAAACAGAGGAGGCACUGAAGGUGAUGGCAGAAAAAAUCAGGACCGAGGAGCAGAGGCAGCAGAUGAUUGCCCCACAUGAAGAUGAAGAAGAGGAAAAACUAUUUGGCCCUGAUGAAGAAGAGGAUGAGAAUGAUUCUGAUGAUGAUGCCAUGCAGAAAAAGAAACACCCAGCAAGUCAGAGGAUGCGACCAGAAGCAGCUGGGCACAGAGAGAGAGGCCAAGCUAGAGUGACAGGGGGGAUGAACCCAGUGCUUAGUGAGGAUAGUGAAUCUGAGGGAUCAGGUGACUCUGAAAUUGAUCUAGAUGAUGACGAUGAUGAUGAAGAUGAUGAUGAUGAUGAUGAAAAUGAUACAGAUGAAGGACCUAUUGCAGCAGGGCCACGAGGGAGAGUACAGCCUCCACAGCAAGAUCCAGAUGAUAGUGAUUUUUAAUUAUAAUCUUCUAUUAUCUUGUAAUAUUCCAGUUUAGACAUCACCAUAAGGAGUUUAAUCUUGUCCCAAAAUGACUGCUUGUUUCACUGGUAUAAGGCGUAAUUUCUAAGUGUAUGGUUAAAAUUUUCUAUGUCCAAGAAUGGAAAAAGUUGCAUUUGUGUUCAGUAAGACUAAAGUGAAAAGGUCAUAUAGAGUUCUUAAUAUUGCCGCAAUUAGCCCCCCCCCCCCCCCCAAAAAAAAAAAACAAAAAAAAAUUAGCCGUGGCCUUAUGAUAAAGACAUUAAGGCUUUAUUAUAUUUGAUGAUGCAAAUCACACUGAAAAUGCACAAAUAAAUUUACAUCUGUUGUCCCUUUUUUUUUUUUUACCCUAAAUGUCUAGUGAAAUUGCCCACAACAGUUGUAAGCAUUUUUAUGUUGCCUUUGUAUAUACUUCACAGUAACUUUAAAUGUCCUCUCUCAUGAAAGUAACAGAUUAAGGCAAAAAAAAAAAAUCCAUUGCUUGAAAUCUUUUGAUUUGUUUAUUAAUGUAUAGUUUUGUUAUAAUCUCCGUUUCUAAGACAGGCAGCAUUUUGUAUUCUUAAUAUCUGGUGUUUGUGAUAGGAAAUUCUGCCGUCCAAAUAGCUUUUCCUGAAAGAAAAGCACUUACUGCACGUUGAUUUUGUGGCAUGAAAGUUUUGUAUGUUGCGAAAUAAAAUACUGACAUCUCC
Molecule: messenger RNA, 2114 nt
Organism: Pomacea canaliculata
Lineage: Eukaryota; Metazoa; Mollusca; Gastropoda; Architaenioglossa; Ampullariidae
Product: clusterin-associated protein 1-like
Exons: 12
Coding region: 124-1407 (427 amino acids)
Biological process (GO): cilium assembly
Cellular component (GO): centrosome; cilium; intraciliary transport particle B
Source: RefSeq, a predicted model, not a curated record